Messenger RNA from Chlamydomonas reinhardtii, 1071 nucleotides. RefSeq lists its product as uncharacterized. NCBI's taxonomy places the organism in Eukaryota, Viridiplantae, Chlorophyta, Chlorophyceae, Chlamydomonadales, Chlamydomonadaceae. Bases 182 to 847 code for a protein of 221 amino acids. The transcript has 5 exons. The record is from RefSeq and is a predicted model, not a curated record.
UUAUCAUAGGAAGUGGCAUCGCACGAGCUAUAGGAAUACUCACGCGAGCUCGCGCGCUUGUCUUUUGCCUCCAGUCACCUACAACACCCAUCCGCCUUGCCCUGCAGCACCCCGCUCCGCAGCACCAUUGGCACCGUCCUCUUUACCAUUGAUACGCUAGGGUAUCAGAGACAUCUGCCGCAUGCAGCGAGCUGCUGCCGGACUCCCGUCGACGGGAGGAGUACCAGGAGUGGCCUGCGCCUGCGGAGCGUGUACGUUGGCGCCCAUCUUGCGUGGCCCCGCGCCGCUGACAGCGCAGCAGGUGCUGGCCGCACCACCCGUGCGUCGGGCCACAGCCCUGCGGUCGCCGCGCCGCGGUUGCGCCACGGAACGCCUCUGGAUUGCCAAACGCACCUUAAAUGUUUCCCAACCCACCGGGGUAGCAGCCGCAGCGGCGCAGCAGCCGGCAGUGGGGGUUUCGCCAGAGGAGAUUCAGUGGAACGAUGUGGUGGAGUACCGCCUGCCCCAGCCGCUGGGCGGUGCCACCCUGGGUUUGGGCCGGGUGGAGGAGAUGGAGCUGGAGGCGGGGCGGGUCACACUGGCACCCCUGGAGCUGGAGCCGGACGACGAGGAGUGGUGGGCGGAGAGCCACGACACCCAGCCGCAGGUGCUGCCAGCCGCGUGUGUGGUCCGCGUCCUGGAGGUGGAGUUCUCUCAGCGGCAGGACCGGGAAGGCAACCCGCAUGGCGAGCACGCGCACGACGUGUACCGGCUGCUGUCACCCGCGACGCCAGGGUUGUACCGGGGCCCACGCACGCUGUCCGUGAUGGUCAGGGCGCCGGAUGGCGGCGCCGAGGCGGCAGCUUGAGUGGAGAGGCGCGGCUUCGGGUCCGAACCAUGCGAGGCAUUGGUGCAUGUGGGAAAGCUGACCCUGAGCUAACGUCCAAAUCGUGUCCGUAUUGCAAGUGUGGCAAAGAUGUACCGAGUAGGGCAGGCCGCAGGCGAGAAGCGCGACAAACUGGAAGCUUGGUGUCGCCGAGUGUGGAUCGAGGAUUCUCACGCCUGCACGUGUCCGUGUAACUGAGUAGUUGC